Messenger RNA from Lithohypha guttulata, 1881 nucleotides. RefSeq lists its product as uncharacterized. Bases 1 to 1881 code for a protein of 626 amino acids. Gene Ontology annotation, molecular function: RNA polymerase II cis-regulatory region sequence-specific DNA binding; DNA-binding transcription factor activity, RNA polymerase II-specific. Lineage: Eukaryota; Fungi; Ascomycota; Eurotiomycetes; Chaetothyriales; Trichomeriaceae. The transcript is spliced from 3 exons. Gene Ontology annotation, biological process: regulation of transcription by RNA polymerase II; cell differentiation. The record is from RefSeq and is a predicted model, not a curated record.
AUGAGUGAGCCUACCAUUCUCGAAGAGAGCUUGUCGAUUGACGACACGCCCUCUCCGGCUGGAUCGCACGACCACUCUACCCCAAACACUUCUAAUGCAAGCGACUCGGCAAACUCUUUGACGAAUCCGAAUAGCGCUUCCCGACGUCCUCCACGCAAGAGCACUUUGACGCAACAGCAGAAGAACCAGAAGAGGCAGAGAGCAACUCAGGAUCAACUGGUCACCCUCGAACACGAGUUUGCCAAAAACCCUACUCCUACUGCAGCCACACGGGAAAGGAUUGCCAACGACAUCAACAUGACCGAGAGAUCGGUCCAGAUCUGGUUCCAGAACAGCCGACGACGAGCCAAGAUAAAGAUGGUCGCCAAGAAGGGCAUGGACAGUAUAGACGAUCUGGAUCAUAUGCCGGAUUCUAUGCGCCAGUUCCUAGCCAUUCAAGCUAUGCGUGAAGGCAAACCAUUUCCUCCUCAUCUCAUGGGUCUACCAGGCCAGCCAGUCAGCUAUGGUACUGGCAGCAUGAUGAUGGGUGGUGAUGCCAACUCCGGCAAAGUUGUCAUACACCAUUUUACUUGUCGAUCGCUAACUAUUGGUAACUGGCGAAGAGUUGGUCAAAAUGCUAUGGACCUUGUCAUCUUCUAUUCUCCUGACAAGGCAUGCAUCACGUACUACAUCAACAAUGAUUCUGCUGGGUACAAGAUCGAGUUCCCGUUCGCCUUCAUCAAAGACAUUACGCUAGAAUCUGGCGACGCACAACCACCUGCAAAUGGUGCUUCUCCCAGAGCUGGCGGCCUUGUCAUUCAGCUUACUCGUCCACCCAACUUUUUCAUGGACUCAUCCGGUUCAGGAGGAUUCUACCAAUGCGGUGAUUUCACUGAGGAUCAGCAAGCCUCGCAAAUUCUGACACAUCAUCUCGGUGGUCACCCCAAAGUGCUAAGUGGACAACUUGCUAAGCUGGUCUCGCUAGAGACCUAUCAGAACAGGCACAAUCCUUUCGACUUGCAUGCAAUGCCAGCAUCUGCCCCUGUAUCACCGACUAUGGGCAUUCCACGACCAGCUUCACAACCGAAUGUACACUUCGCUCGCCCACAUCCGCCGCAUAUGGGUAUGUUCCAAGAGCAGAGCUUUCCAGGUCAUGUUGGUCUUCAUCCUGGUCGUAUGCAUGGCGGGCACAAGCGACAGAGGAGUAGAUCUGUGCCUGUUGCAAUCGACUUCUCGAUGCUCCAUGGUUCGAUGCCAACAUUCCAUAUUCAACAUCCCUCACCUCAGGAGUUCCAUCCUCCACAGCCUUCAUUCUUCCAUCCUAUGCCACAGCAUCCGGGACAGCCACUGGGCCCCAAUCUACAAAUUGACACAUCUGCUGGAUAUGGUAUGGACAUGCGCCAAAUGCCAAUGUCCGCCACCACUGCCACGACUUCCGAAUUUGCAAGCCCUGGCUUCUUCCCCAGUCACCCUCACCAGCCAUCUAUGCCACAACCAGCUGCAGAUUUCAACGUAUCUUUCCAUGGACCAUUCUUGUCGCCGUCCCCAAUGGUAGACCCAUCCCACAUGAUUCCACCCUCACAUACUCCCCUGUCGCACGUCAGCCACCCAGAACCUCAGAUUGCCAACAACUCCCCACCGAUGGACAGUAUUCACCGAAGUGCAUCAGCAGAUAUGUUCUCAAGAAGUCAUGAUCAUCAAAGCAUGCACGACGAAAGUCUCAUGCUCAGUGAAAUGUACUCGAAACAGAACCUCAACAUGCCGAUGCCUAGUCCUGCUUUUGAUGAGAAUGGCAUGCUAGCUAUGCAUGACAUGCAUGACUUUCACACACCACGAGAGUACAUGGACAUGCCCAUGACACCUUUCACUAUCGAUCCAAAUAGCUUGGGGAUGACCCACUGA